This is a messenger RNA of Cylicocyclus nassatus, 330 nucleotides long. Lineage: Eukaryota; Metazoa; Nematoda; Chromadorea; Rhabditida; Strongylidae. The record is from the annotation of a GenBank genome assembly.
AUGGAAUAUUAUGUGCAAUCUCGCCUUGCCGCACCUCUCUUUUUUAUAAGUGAUCAUGUAAUUUUUGUCAUUCACUUCAGUCUGUACCAUGUCUUGAAGGGCCAGAAGAUUUUUAGAUGUAUUUAUCUUUGUAACGUGUCUUUGCUUAGAUUCGACUAUGUAGGCAAAUUUUGGAAAGAGAAAGGGAAUCAUAAAGUUAUAAAUUACCAUGACUACAUGAGUGGUGGAAUUCAAUCGAAUCCAAACGAUUUGCUUGCUGUCUCAAAUCAGUCUGAGAUAGAAGACAACGGUGAGAUCAAUUGCACUCAUACUGAAUGGUUGAGGGGUUGA